CCUGUCCUCUCUCUUCUUCUUCUUCUCCCUCCAGAGCCGCCCACACAUUAAAACGGGAGAAGCUUCUCCUCCUCCUUCCUGCUCCUAAAUCCGCACCCAAAUUCCAAAAUCAAGCGGAUUCUGAGACUGGAGCUUGGUCGGGGCAUUCGAUUCCAGAGCCGGUGACGGAGGGGGAUGUCAGGACCCCUCGACCGAUUGGCCAGGCCAUCUUUCGAAGGGUUCGCACACAAUGAUGGAAAGAGAGAGAGCAGAUCGGACGCGGACAACUCAGAGGGAGAGAAGAAGACUAAAAUAAACUCUUUCAAGAAAAAGGCUAUCAACGCAGGGAACAAGUUCAGACAUUCCCUAAGGAGGAAAAGCAAAAAGAAGCAUGAGAUUUCCAUCGAGGACAUAAGAGACGUUCAAGAUCUUCAAGCAGUUGAUGCGUUUCGACAGUGCUUGCUUGAUGAGGACUUGUUGCCACAGCAGCAUGAUGAUUACCACAUGAUGUUGAGGUUCCUGAAGGCACGCAAGUUUGAUGUUGAGAAAGCAAAGCAUAUGUGGUCAGAAAUGCUUAAAUGGAGAAAAGAAUUUGGGACCGAUGAUAUAGAGGAGUUUAAUUACUCCGAGUUAAACGAAGUUAUGAAGUAUUAUCCACAGUUUUACCACGGGGUGGAUAAAGACGGAAGACCUAUCUACAUAGAGUUAAUAGGAAAAGUUGAUGCAAACAAGCUAGUGCAAGUAACAACUAUAGACCGAUAUGUGAAAUAUCAUGUCAAGGAGUUUGAGCAAUGUUUCAAGAUGAGAUUUCCAGCUUGCUCAAUUGCUGCAAAACGGCACUUGGACUCGUGCACUACUAUUCUGGAUGUGCAAGGCGUGGGAUUGAAGAAUUUCUCGAAAUAUGCAAGGGAACUAAUCACACGAUUGCAGAAGAUUGACAGUGACAACUAUCCAGAGACAUUAUGCCGGAUGUAUGUAAUUAAUGCUGGCCAAGGCUUCAAGAUGUUAUGGGGCACAAUAAAAUCUUUUCUUGAUCCAAAAACUGCUUCAAAGAUUCAUGUUCUUGGAACUAAGUAUCAAAAUAAGCUACUUGAAAUAAUUGACGAGAGUGAAUUGCCAGAAUUCUUUGGUGGUAAAUGCAGGUGUGACGAACACGGAGGUUGUCAAAGAUCAGAUAAAGGUCCUUGGAAGGAUCCCAACACAAUAAAGAGGGUCCUGAAUGGCGAGGCUAACUACGACAGGCAAAUUGUGACCAUAUCCAGCUCCGACGGAAAGAUUAUUGGUUAUGCUAGGCCACAGCGUCCAAAUCAGAGAAAAGGCAGUGACGGAUCUGCCGAGUCUGGCUCUGAAGUUGAGGAUGUUGCAUCUCCUAUUGCACCAAAGAACGUCAUAACAAACCCUCUGCUGACCCCUGUCCAUGAGGAGUCAAAAUUUGCAGCACAUGCAUCCACAUCUGCCACUCGUCCCACUAUUGAAGAAAGCAUCCCUGUUGUUGACAAGGUUGUGGAUGACGGAUGGGGCAGCCCCAGAGCUAGUCCAACAGCUUCUUCAUCAGGUUCAUUCUGCUUGAGUAAUGUGCCGACCACGUUUGAAGGAAUUCGGACUUUGACUAUCGCAUGGCUGACAGUCUUUAUUGUGAGCCUUUUUACCAUGCUUCGAACUAUCCCGAGCAGAAUGGCUAAAAGGCUAUCAAACCAAUCCGAAAAUCAUGACCACUAUUACGUGGACUGUCCUCAAGAGCCUGAGUACAAGGAGGAAUUCCGGCCUCCAUCUCCUGUCCCAUCUUACACGGAGAAGGAUGUCCUUUCAGCUGUGCUAAGACGGCUAGUUGAACUGGAGGAGAAGGUGCAGGUGCUUGAAACAAAGCCCUCUGAGAUGCCAUUCGAGAAGGAGGAGCUGCUCAAUGCAUCUGCCCGCCGCGUGGAUGCUUUGGAGGCCGAUUUGAUUUCUACAAAGAAGGCCCUCCACGAGGCGUUGAUGCGCCAGGACGAGCUGCUCGCUUUCAUCGACAAACAAGACAUGCUCAAGUUUCGCAAGAAGAAGAAAUUCUGCUUCUGAAGAACUUAAGUUGGAGGAGGAGCUAUUCUUGAUGUGCAGAGCUGUCAGUGUAUGCUGGUAUAUAUAUUGGAUUGAUCGCAACAAAUGUGUAUGUAUGUCAGUGAGUGUAAAUGUAAUUACGUAUCAGUGUAUGUAUAUGGGGGAGAAGGUGUGUUGUAUAUCUGUACGAUAUGCUGGGCCGACGGCGAUGCCUAGCAAUGGGAGUGAGAAUUCCGAAAGCACAAAGGUAUAUGAUGAGUUUGAGAUGUCUCGUACUUUCUGUUCCUGGCCUGGGACGCAUGAUGAUAUUUUUGUGACAUGGCCAGUUUGUAUAUAUUUACAAACAUAUACGAAUGAAGCGAGUGUGACUUUGUGGCUU
Messenger RNA from Lolium rigidum, 2395 nucleotides. Its product is annotated as phosphatidylinositol/phosphatidylcholine transfer protein SFH8-like. The coding region runs from base 175 to 2037 and encodes 620 amino acids. The record is from RefSeq and is a predicted model, not a curated record. The transcript has 15 exons. NCBI's taxonomy places the organism in Eukaryota, Viridiplantae, Streptophyta, Magnoliopsida, Poales, Poaceae.